This is a messenger RNA of Chlorella variabilis, 471 nucleotides long. RefSeq lists its product as hypothetical. Gene Ontology annotation, biological process: regulation of transcription by RNA polymerase II. The annotation marks the transcript as partial. The transcript has 4 exons. The record is from RefSeq and is a predicted model, not a curated record. Lineage: Eukaryota; Viridiplantae; Chlorophyta; Trebouxiophyceae; Chlorellales; Chlorellaceae.
UACCAGCCCAUCGCCGUGCGCUACUCUGGCGAGCGGUGCUGCGUGUGCGACACCGAGGCAGACUACGACUUCGACCAGCUGGUGGGCUGCGACCUGUGCGGCAUCACCGUGCACCAGAGCUGCUACGGCAUCAUGGAGCUGCCGGGCCCAGACCAGAUGUGGCUGUGCCGCGCCUGCGAGCUGCGGGAGGACGGCAAGCCGGCGCCGCAGUGCUGCGUGUGCCCCGUGGUGGGCGGCGCGCUCAAGCCCACCAGCACCCGCGGCCUGUGGUGCCACUCGGCCUGCCUGCAGUGGAUCCCAGAGCUGAGCGUGUCUGAUGUGCUGGCCCAGGAGCCGAUUGAGGGGGUGCGCUCCAUCCCCAAGGAGCGCUGGGACCUGCUGUGCUGCGUGUGCAAGCAGCGCAUGGGCGCCAAGAUACAGUGCGAGGCGUGCUUCGCGGCCUACCACCCGCUCUGCGCCCGCGUGGCAGGU